CUCAGUUUCAUGUAUUGUCUCCCGAUUCUUGGCGGUAGCGGGAGGUAGUCGCAGCGGUCCUCUCUGCUGUUUGGGAGGUGGUAGGUCGCCGGGCCACCCUGAGCAUCCUCCGCCGCCUGCAGAGCGCCCAGCUGGACAGUGCGGCAUCAAUCAUGUCUGCUGACACGGCGCUUGCCGGUGUCCAGGCAGAAAUCCAUUACUACUGCCAGGAGAAGUACUUCCAUCAUGUUGAAACGGCUGCUAAUGAAGCUCUCAAGGAGUACGGUAACGAUCCGGUCUUUCUCUUUUUCCGGGCCUUCGGGAAGUUAAUGGAAGAUCAGGUGCAGGAGUCCAUCCGUGAACUGGAAGCGAUUAAGGACGUGCCAGAGGUCUCGUUAUGCUCUUACUUGGCACUGAUUUAUGCCCACAAGAAAAGUUCUCAUCCAGACCGAGAAGCUGUUCAAGAGUUGGAUAUGAAGAUGAAGGAACAUCGGAAGGUGGCAGGCCAUAAAGCACUGUACUACGCCGGUCUGUUCCUGUGGCACAUUGGACGCCAUGAUAAAGCCAGGGAAUACAUUGACAGGAUGAUAAAAAUAUCGAGUGGAAGUCGAGACGGAUUGGUUUUAAAAGCAUGGAUAGAUCUGACCUGCGGUAGAGAAGCUUAUGCUAAGAAGGCCCUGAAGUAUUUAGAGGAAGGACUCCACGACGGAAUGGACAUUUUUGCAAUGAUGGGAAAGGCUUACUAUCUUGAGUUACGACAAAAUCUUUCUGGUUCUUUGGAAUCCGUGAACAAAAUCAUAGUGAGCUAUCCAAACUUCGUUCCUGCCCUUGUUAAGAAAAUGAAGCUUCAGUUGGCUCUGCAAGACUGGGAACAGACCGUGGAGACGGCACUAAGAUUGUUGCAGAAGGACAGCCAUAAUCUAGAAGCUUUGAGGAUCCUGGCCCUUCAUUAUUUGUGCCGGGAGGGAAAUGUUCACGAGGCGACAAGUAAAUUGGGAGAUUUGAUAAAUGCUUUGGAUCGGCUUGAACCACGCAAUGCUCCGCUAUAUUAUAGCAUGUCGGUGGCUUUCAGCAGAAUGUGCGAACGAAAUCCACUUAUUCUUCAACAAGCCCAAACCUUAGUGGAACGUGCCUUUAGCUUGGCUCCCCACGAUGCCACAAUAGCCACCGAGCUAGGCUAUCUGUAUAUUUUGCAAGGAAAUGUGAAGGGUGCUUUAAAGUGGUACAAGACAGCAAUGACUCUUGACGAGAGCAGCGUUUCUGCUCUUACAGGUAUCAUUCGAUGCCAACUCCUAGAAGGGCAGUUGCAAGAUGCUGAUCAACAACUAGAAUUCCUGAUGGAAAUCCAGCAAUCUAUCGGGAAGUCUGCAGAGUUGCUGUAUUUGCGUGCCGUUCUGGCUAUGAAGAAGCACAAAAAGCAGGAAGAAGUCAUUAAUUUGCUUAAUGAUGUGCUGGACACCCACUUCUCGUCUCUGCAAGGGCUGCCGCUCAGCGUCCAGUAUUUCCAAAGGCUAAAUCCAGAUUUCCUGCUGGAAAUUAUUAGGGAAUAUCUGAAUUUUUGUCCAACUCAGCCUCCUGCGCCUGGACAGCCCAUGUCCCCAUUACUACGGCAUUGCGCCUCUGUUCUGGAAACCAUAGUGAAGGCAGCCCCGGGGCUUCAGCAGGCUGUGUAUCUGAUCGCAAAGGUGAAAUAUCUGGCAGGUGAACUUGAAUCUGCUCAAAGCAGUCUUCAACAUUUCCUUGAGCAGAACCCAUCGUAUGCCGACGCUCAUCUUCUAAUGGCUCAGGUUUACCUGUCACAGGACAAUUUAAAACUUUGUUCUCAGUCUUUGGAACUCGCUUUGAGUUAUAGUUUUGAGAUCCGGGAAUAUCCAUUGUAUAAUCUAAUAAAAGCUCAGACACAGAAAAGGAUGGGAGACAUACGAGAAGCUAUUAAGACACUGCAGAUAGCCAUGAGCUUGCCAGGAAUGAGGAGAACUGCUAGCAACUCCAAGUCAAAAGGAAAGACGUUGGAAGUCAGUGCCAGCGAUCGCGUCUCCAUAUUUCUUGAGCUUGUGGACGCUCAUCGCAUGAAUGGAGAACAGCAUGAGGCUACAAAGGUUCUGCAGGAUGCUAUCAAUGAGUUUUCAGGGACCCCGGAAGGGCUGCGUCUAAUGAUUGCCAACGCUGAGCUCGCAUUAACCCACGGUGAUGUUGAGCAUUCGUUAUCCAUGCUCAGAGACGUCUCUCCAGAACAGCCGUACUUCCUGCAAGCUAAAGAGAAAAUGGCCGACAUUUACCUUCACUACCGGAAAGAUAAGAAACUCUAUGCCAGCUGCUACAGAGAUUUGGUGGAGAAACUUCCCAGCUCACACUCCUACCUUCUUCUCGGCGAUGCGUACAUGAACAUACAAGAGCCUGAAAAAGCAAUUGACGUUUACGAGCAAGCAUUAAAAAAGAACCCCAAAGACGCAACGUUAGCAAGCAAAAUCGGAAAAGCUUUAAUUAAGACGCACAAUUACGCAAAGGCUAUUAGCUACUAUGAAGCCGCUCUGAAAAGCGGGCAACAGAACUUCCUCCGUUAUGACUUGGCUGAGCUGUUGCUGAAGCUGAAGCAGUAUGAAAAGGCAGAGAAAGUGCUGAAACAGGCAUUAGAUCAUGAGACAGUAAAUGAUCUAUCUUUUCUUAUGGAUGACAGUCGUUAUCAUGUGCUACUAGCAAAAAUCUACAGUAAAAUGGAAAAGACAGAAGACACCAUCAUGUCCUUACAGAGGGCCAGGGAGCUGCAGGCCAGAGUACUGAAGAGAGCUCAGAUGGAGCAGCCGGAUGCCGUCCCGGCACAGAAGACCCUGGCGGCUGAAAUCUGCGCAGAAAUCGCAAGACAUUCCGCAGCCCAGAGAGACUACGAGAAAGCGAUCAGAUUUUACAAAGAAGCACUGGUUUACUGCGAAACAGACGAUAAGGUAAUAUUGGAACUAGCGCACCUUUAUCUAGCACAAGAUGACAUUGAUUCCUGCCAACAGCAGUGCACACUGCUCUUAAAAAAUGAUCAAGACAACGAAGCAGCUACGAUGAUGAUGGCUGAUCUCAUGUUUCGAAAGCAAGACUACGAGCAGGCGGUGUUCCAUUUCCAACAGCUCUUGGAGCGCAAGCCAGAUAAUUACGCAACACUUUCACGCUUGAUUGACCUUUUGAGGAGGGCUGGAAAACUUGAAGAAAUACCAAAGUUCCUGGAAAUGGCAGAAAUGCAUUCUCCGAGAGCAAAGCUAGACCCGGGGUUUCAUUAUUGCAAAGGAUUGUACCUCUGGAACACCGGAGAUCCCAACGAUGCCCUUCGGCAUUUCAAUAAAGCCCGGAAAGACAGUGACUGGGGACAAAACGCUGUUUAUAACAUGAUUGAAAUCUGUUUGAAUCCAGAUAAUGAAACAGUAGGGGGAGAAGUAUUUGACAAUCUGGAUGGGGACAUGGGGAAUUCAACCGAAAAGCAAGAGUCCGUUAAACUUGCUGUACGAACAGCAGAGAAACUUCUUAAAGAACUGAAGCCACAGACUCUUCAAGGUCACAUCCAGCUACGUAUCAUGGAGAACUAUUGUUUAAUGGCAACAAAACAAAAAGCCAGUGUAGAGCGUGCCCUUAAUACAUUUACAGAGGUGGCGGCGGCAGAAAAAGACCACGUCCCUGCACUUCUGGGUAUGGCGACUGCCUAUAUGAUCUUAAAACAGACCCCAAAGGCAAGGAACCAGUUGAAACGAAUCUCGAAAAUGAAUUGGAAUCCGAUAGAUGCGGAGGAGUUUGAAAAGAGUUGGCUGCUUCUAGCGGAUAUUUACAUACAGUCUGGAAAAUACGACAUGGCGGGCGAACUCCUUAAGCGCUGCCUUAAGCACAACAGGUCUUGCUGCAAAGCGUACGAAUACACCGGCUACAUCAUGGAAAAGGAGCAAGCCUAUAAAGACGCAGCGAGCAACUACGAGCUGGCCUGGAAGUACGGGAACCAAAGCAAUCCAGCCAUGGGAUAUAAGCUGGCUUUUAAUUAUCUGAAGGCAAAGAGAUACGUUGAUGCAAUUGAUGUUUGUCACAAGGUUUUAGAACUCCACCCUAAUUAUCCAAAAAUAAGAAAAGAUAUACUUGACAAAUCGAGGGCUGCGUUAAGGACAUAGGAAGUUGUGAAUGGAAUCGGGGAGCGCUGUACAGUUAUUUAUUUUGGGAGCGGUGGGGGUUGGGGGAUAUGUCUAUCUUCUCAACAUAGUUUUAGCUAUUUUAGUAUUUGUAAUAAAGUGCUAAAUGCACAUAUACAGCGAGACAAUCAUGUAUUAAAUGUGGAACUUGAGUAGAUGUCAGCAAUAUCUGUAAAGUAAACCUCCAAAUUUAAAGUGUUUUGUCUUAUUUUCUUACUAGUAAAUAAACAGCCGCAUAAU
Molecule: messenger RNA, 4373 nt
Organism: Spea bombifrons (plains spadefoot toad)
Lineage: Eukaryota; Metazoa; Chordata; Amphibia; Anura; Pelobatidae
Gene: TTC21B
Product: tetratricopeptide repeat domain 21B
Exons: 29
Coding region: 153-4115 (1320 amino acids)
Biological process (GO): protein localization to cilium; intraciliary retrograde transport
Cellular component (GO): intraciliary transport particle A
Molecular function (GO): protein binding
Source: RefSeq, a predicted model, not a curated record